Molecule: messenger RNA, 982 nt
Organism: Brassicogethes aeneus
Lineage: Eukaryota; Metazoa; Arthropoda; Insecta; Coleoptera; Nitidulidae
Source: the annotation of a GenBank genome assembly
CAGAUUCAAACAUUUCAUACCUAGAGGUUGGCAUUGAACAUCUGAUCGCCGUUGAAUUUCUCGAGCUUGAACCGUUCAGUUGGCAUUACAUCACGGUGUCAUGGCUUCUAGCGAGUUGACGUUUGAACAAAUUUACCUUUAUUUUAAAGAAAACGGCGGUGUUGUGAAAAAUCGUGAUGCUGUGAGUGCGUUUAAACGAUAUUUAACUGAUUCACGUAGCAAAGAAGAUGCUCGGAAUAAAUUCCGCACAUACAUCAACACUCUCGCGCACACGAAAAAAGGGGAAAACGAUGAAAAGUAUCUUGUCCUAAAAACGAAAUAUCUAAAUUCGCUAGAAGCAGGUCCUCCCUCUCCAAGUCCCUCCAUGUCCUCUCUUAACCAGUAUGACCCACGCAAUUCAAUUGGCAUACCCCUUUCACCAUCUGAUUUUAGCCCCAUGCGUGGGUCUACCAGACAACCUCCUCCCUAUAGACCCCCUCCCCCCGUUGUUGCAUCACCCAGUUUAUCUAUGGAUAACGUGUCGAUUUCUUCGUUUUCUUUGGAUGGUACGCCACUGGCACCUCCAAGAAGAAGAAGUGCAGAUAAGUUUAAUAUGGAGAGGACAAAGUCGAUGGAGGAAAAAGUUGACCCGAACCGUUCGACGGACGAGAUGCGGACGCCCCGUAAAAAUUCCGCUGGGGUUCUGGAGGAACGCGACCCCAACGUCGACGAUAAACCGUCGAUGAGCGUCAAAGAAAAAACGCAAAGAUUCAACAGGUUGGCGUCGUACGAGGACGAACACAGCCCGAAACCGGCAAAAACGCCAGAAAAGAAAGGAAAGGGGGCCGACCAGGACGACGGCGCCUCCAUACCGAUGGUCGAUAAUAAAAAAUGCGUUGAAUGGUACGUUACUGCUUCCAAAGGAGAAUAUCAGGAUUUGAUCAAAUUAGCAAUCGCUGAACCUAGACUGGCAAAGAAAAAGGUAAGUUUUCAAAUAUUGUAA